This is a messenger RNA of Elaeis guineensis (African oil palm), 1180 nucleotides long. RefSeq names its product oil body-associated protein 2B. The record is from RefSeq and is a predicted model, not a curated record. Lineage: Eukaryota; Viridiplantae; Streptophyta; Magnoliopsida; Arecales; Arecaceae.
CUCUUCCACCAGAUCAAGCCAUAGCGAGGAGAAGAGAGGAGUAUGUCCUCAAGCGACGAGAAGCCGGCGCCCACGCCGGUGGCCGGCGGAGAAGGGGCGACGCCGCCGGGGAGGCCGACGACGGUGGCGUCGCAGCUGGUGGACAUGGGGGCGUCGAUGCUGCAGGCGUUGAAGCCGGUGCGGCAGAUGAAGCAGCACGUGUGCAGCUUCGCGCUUUACGGGCACGAUCUCGGCCGUCAGAUCGAGACCCACCACUACGUUUCCCGCCUCAACCAGGACUUCCUCCAGUGCGCCGUCUAUGAUUCCGAUCAGCCCUCAGCCCACCUUAUCGGUGUGGAGUACGUUGUAUCUGAUCGAAUAUUUGAGACGCUGCCAUCAGAGGAACAGAAGCUGUGGCACUCCCAUGCCUACGAGAUCAAGUCUGGGCUGUGGGUUAGCCCUGGUGUCCCAGAGAUGUUACAAAAACCCGAGCUUCGCGAGAUGACCAAGACUUAUGGCAAGUUCUGGUGCACCUGGCAGGUGGACCGCGGCGACCGCCUGCCGAUGGGCGCGCCCGGCCUGAUGAUGUCGCCCCAGGGGGUGAGCUUGGGCUCGGUGCGGCCCGACCUGGUCAAGAGCCGGGACGACAGGUACAAGAUAUCGAGCGAGGAGCUAAAGGAGUCGAGGCUGGAGAUGGAAGAGCCCGAGUGGAUCCACCCGAAUGCCGACUACUGGAAGCAGAAUGGGAAGGGGUUUGCAGUGGACGUUGUGGAGACGGAGAUGAAGCGCAGGGCUCCUUUUCCAUGAAGGGCCUUGGGUUGGGUCAGCUCUAGAAGGGGUUCCAUAUAUUUUGAGUAUGAUGUGGUGGCCAGGUAUAAUAAAAGCUUGUUUGCAGAUGAGGUUGUAGGUUACUUGUGUUGUUGAUGCUAGUGGUAAAUGAAGUUAGUUUUAUGGACGUUUGUUCUUGAGAAAGCGUAUUGGUAGGUUAUAAUAUUUCUCUAUUUUCUCCGGCCAAUGAGUUAUGGACCGAUAUGUAUGAUAUAGGUUCAUUUAGAAGCUGUCUUGACAUGAUCUAUAAACCAUGUUAUGGCGGAUGGCAGAUGCUGGAUUGAUGAAGAUUUUGUCUAGUUGUGUAAUAAACGGAAGAGGGAAAUGGAACAGAUUAAGGCACUACUUUAUUGUGAUCAAGGCUGAAACUAUG